Molecule: messenger RNA, 378 nt
Organism: Coccidioides immitis RS
Lineage: Eukaryota; Fungi; Ascomycota; Eurotiomycetes; Onygenales; Onygenaceae
Exons: 2
Coding region: 1-378 (125 amino acids)
Source: RefSeq, a predicted model, not a curated record
AUGAUUAUAUAUUUGCCGAAACGACGCUCCGUAGAUGUACUUCAAUCCAGCUCAAAGAGGUCUGGCUGGGAGCAAUGCUCUCCUGCAAGUCCAGGUCCGUACGGAGUAAACGGCGAGGAGACGGUGGUCAGUCUCGGAAAUCAGCUGAAGAAUGGGAGUUUGUCGUCAUUGCUUGAGGGCACUUCGCGCGAGGAAGACAGCCAUCCCGGCCGAGGAGAUGCUGCUGGCCGGCACAACCACCUAAAGCUCGUGACGGCCCGAAGAAGCUGUUCCUACCCACCGCGUAGAGCGAUCGCUGCCAGUCCCCGUUCAUCCCCUUUUUUCGUUUCAAGCUUCCCGACAUGGAAAGCUGUUCAGGUUCAGGGGCUGAGAAGGUAA